AUGGAAGCGUUUAUGCAGGAAUUCUCUAUUCCGAAGCAUCAAAUCCGGGAAACGGAAUGUCCAAAUCGGUUCGUGCUGUUGGUACACAAAUCUUGGCUACGAUCCCUUGCCCAGGGUAAGGUGUCGAAAGAGUUUCCUACCUACGGGCUGGCCGAUGCCCUGGAGUGGCCUACGGAAAACGAAACGGGACCAUGGAGCCGAAUUUAUGCAGCCGUGCAUAAAAAACAAAACUGCAAAGUAAUACCACUGCCGAGGAACAAGCAUUUAAACGGAAGUGCGAGCGCCGGAACAAACGAUCUGCUGCUAUCACCGCUCGGCACUUCCAGUGAUGGAGAGGAUCCGUUACAUUACUCUCAGCUGCUGCAAUACGUGUCCACGGCGAACCACAAAAAUCUGUGGAAAUCAGCGUACCGAAAGUACGCUGCUUCCCGUCCUACCAACAUUCCCACCGGAUCGCAGCUCCGCAAUUCCGUUAGCAGCGCAUUUAGCGAACACCGCGACCUGCAUUCCAGUGGCAAUCACAGUACAAAUGGCAAAAAAGGACCAGCCACCGGUGACAUCGCCGGAUCUGGCAAUCACAUAUCAACGGCAUCGCCCACGAUGGUAGGGAACCAACCGGCAGCCCUUCCGCACGAUGCCGUCUUCCGGGAGGUGCUAGCCCGUGCAUUCGGUUGUCCAGUGUUGCAGAACACCGUCGGGAAGGAGGAACUACCAGCAGCACAAUCCGCAUGCUUCUCACCGGGAUCCGACGGCCAACUGAGCAAUGCGAAUCUCUUCCCAGUACUGGCAACCAUCGAAACGGGGGCCACGUUUUACAUUCUGUACGAUCUGUUUCUGGCGAAUAACUUGCUCGAUUGUGUCACGUACAGUCCUGCAAUAGUGGAGCGAUCGUACAACAAACCACUGUUCAUCGUCUACCAGAUGCUGCAGCUAAUGCAAAGCUUUCACGAUCGCGGCCUCAACCUGGGCGAUGUGAGUCUGAAGGAUGUGUACAUGACCGAGAACCUUUGGAUACGCGUGAUGCCCAAUCUGGAGGCGAACCUGCUCGAAUAUGAUGAAGAGCUGAUGCGGCAGAUGGGUGAGCUGAAUAUCGCGAGUACCGGAGGCCCAGCGGCAGGGUUAAUGCGAUUAAGCGUGACCAAAGAGCCCGUCAUGAACUGUUCGCUUCGAGAGUACUGCGAGUUGUGGUGCCAUGGGCACCUGUCGAACUUCGAUUAUCUAACUAUUCUCAAUAACAUGACUGGCCGACGAGUCGGAUGUGCCGAGUAUCAUCACAUCAUGCCGUGGGUGACCGAUUUCUCAUCCCGUUCCGGCCAAGCUUGGCGUGAUUUGAAGAAGUCAAAGUUCCGCCUCAACAAAGGUGACGCACAGCUCGAUCUCACGUUUCAGGCCGCGGCUGCGCUCGCUGGCCACGGAAGCCAUGAGCAAACUGGUGCCUCUCCGGCCGCCAUUCCUCACCACGUGUCGGAUGUCCUGUCGGAGAUCACUUACUACGUGUACAUGGCGCGCCGAACACCGAAAGCGGUUCUCUGUAAACACGUCCGCCCGAUUUGGGUACCGGCAGAAUAUCCGGCCACGAUCCAGCGGCUGUUCGAAUGGACGCCGGAUGAGUGCAUACCGGAGUUCUUUUCCGAUCCGUCCGUGUUCAAGAGCAUCCAUGAGGAUCUUCCCGACCUGGAGAUACCGAGCUGGUCGAGUUGUCCGGAGGAUUUCGUGCUGAAGCACCGCGAGCUGCUUGAGAGCCAGUACGUGUCCGAACGAUUGCACCACUGGAUCGAUCUCACGUUCGGGUACAAAUUGACGGGAGCUGCAGCCGUACGCUCGAAAAACGUUUGUCUCUCUCUGGUCGACAAACAUCAGAAUCUCUGCCACCGGGGUGUGGUGCAACUUUUCGGUUGUCCUCAUCCUCCCCGCCAGUUCCCGACGGCGUGGAACGGCAAAGCACCACCCAGGCUGCAACAUCUACAGCACGAAACGAACCGUAGGUUAACCCGCAGCACCGAAGACCUCACCAGGCACGUGCAACCGAGCGAUGGACCAUUGGCAGCGGUAACGGCGACAGCUGUAAUGCACCGGGAUCACUCUCCGGCGCCGGUGGCCAGUUCAGCGUCCUAUAGACAUUCAACGCAAAAUCUCCAACAGCAGUACUACGCCCUGAAGUCGUCCGAAUCGAGCUUUAACAUAAACCAAAUGCAACCAAAGUCGCCCGGUUCGAUCGUGCUGCCCAAGACGUACAAUCCGAUAGCACAGCUGGCUGCGGUCGAAAGUCUCGGUACGUUCCGCCGGAAGGUAUUCCACUCGGGCGGUGCAAGCGAUUCGUCUGCGAAGCAGCUCGACGAGUACGACCUUUGGUGUACAAGGAUGGAUGCCCGCCCGGCUACGACCGGUGGCAACGCGUUCGUAAAUCGUAUUUUCAGCGAAACGUACGAACGCACGCUUCAUCGGGAACAAUCCAGCGUUCCGGUCUCACAAUCAUCCCACCAGCAGCAAACCAACGUCGCUCGUCAGAAUCUCAAACAGCUGCUGCUGCAGCAACGCACCAAGGAUCUCAAAGUGCUCGGUUGCUUGGUGGUAGAGCUUUUUCUCGCAUCCAAAUUACUCCCGCUAGGUAGCUGCCUAAAGCAGGACUUUGAUGAGCGGCUUGACGCUUGCACGCGUCUCGUCAACGACGAACCAAAAGCCCUCCCAUUAUGUCUCCUCCCGGUAGUACGUCAACUUCUCGGGCUAGAGGAAGAGCUGGAUCCGUCGGGUGUCACUGAUCGGGGUCUACCACCACCUACGCCUCACCAGUACCUGCAACCACUGCUUGCCAACCUUCUCAUCCCGUUUCCGGCACACUACCAUCGGCUGUAUCAGACCGUGCGAGUCCUUCGCGCCUUCGACGAGUGUCUACAGCUGGUCGAACUGCAAACAUUCUUCGAAUGUGACGGGAAAAGCUGCUCACGGUAUGCGGCCCUGGAUCGAUCACGUAUCGAGUACCGGCGGUUGAUCGCCGAGUGUAAGGUGAACGCCUGUGUGGCCCUUGUCGAUCCGUUACUGCAACCCGCGGGUCACGGGGAACAGUUCUCUUCGGUGGAACUGCUGCUUCCGCACAUCAUCGAGCUGAUUCUGCACGACGAUACGUCGAUUCCUGCUGCCUGGAAUCUGUUCGAUGCAAUCGCGACCGCGUUGGGUGUGCGGAAGACUCAGAUUUGUCUCUUACAGCCCAUCCUCGCGCUGUACGAUUCGGAUGAAAUGGACACGACGGUUGGUGCAUCGCGGUCUUCUGGUGCAGGGGUUAAAGAAGGACCUGCUUUUGGCAGCGGAAGUAUGUUGGGUGUAAGCGAUGGCGAACCACCGUCGUACCUCAAAUUCACGCCCCGCAAUACGUCGUUUAAAUCGAAAAAAUCGGUCAAGCUGUAUCACCACAGCUUUCUGCUGAAGCUGAUCGUUCGGUUCGGGUUGCGUUGCUUUCUGGAACACUUUGCCGUACCGCUGGUCGAAGCCGUCGGAGGAUACCGGGACGGGGACUUCAAUCAGUCCUACCACGUGCACGAACCCGUCUGGCCGUUUGGGGGCGAGUUUCGAAAAUCGCGAUCAUAUCGCAGCUUCAAGCUAAACAGCGCCAACACAGUCGAUGACGCGUCCACGGGUGUUGAAGCAGAUCCGGCGACCCUCUCGAACACGCUCGUUUCCCCUAACUGUUCCGAUCGGACGAUUUCACCCACGGUAACCGGCCGCGGUGGGUUCAAUCCGUUAGACGAAGAGGAACUGUUGGCGGUGGAUACACCGGGAGCUGGCCUGACGACGCGGGAUUCCGAUCAGAUGUUCGUUUUCGAUGAAGAUCCGCAGGCUAAACGACGUUCGACGAUCACGCUCGAGGAUGACGACGCUGUUGAGAAUGCAAUGCGCAGUAUCAUCGAUGACGAGGAGCUUGAUUUGAAGCUGAACCACUCGCAGGCUGAGGAAGCGUUCGAAGACGCAGACGUUGGAUCGGCUGGCCAGCAUGGAGACCUAAAAUCACCGACUAUUCCCAUUCCACCGUCAUCGUCCUUCCGACGAAGCAUCGAGUUUCACUCGAUCGGUUGCGAGAUUGGCAGCAAAAAGAGCAUCGAUUCCGGGGAAUUUUUGUAUAAAACUCCCGUCGAUGUCACACUGGGAAGCAAAGAUGGUCCCCCUGCUGCGCCAUCCCUCGACGGGCGCCGCGAUUCAUUGGCCGGUGGUGGUUUGCUAAACCGCUCGAAAUCGACGGAUUCCAACAAAACCCGCUCGAAUCGCAUCUCGGAGAUGAGCUCCGAGAGCAUCAUUUGGCUAUCGCACCGGCUCGGUCCGGUGCUGACCGCUCGCUACCUCUCCCGGAACCUGCUCAAAAUGCUCACCCUGUGUUACAUCGGUGCGGAAAACCUUUUUCCCAGUUCGGACGGAAACCAACCGAACCGGCUAUCAUCCCCGACGGCGUCAGGUACCCCGAGCGGUCUGAAUCACUUCUCCAUAACCGAGGGCGGCGUGGUUGGGGAUGAAGCGGCCCUCCGUGUCAUCGAUUGCCUCACAUCGAUAUCGGCCCUGUUUGGGGAACACUUCAUUCUGGUGCAAUACCUCCCGCACGUGAGUGAAGUAAUUGCACUCUGUCGGAAGCGCAUCACACCGACACUCGAGGGUGGCCUCAUCAGUGCACUGCAGUUGCUCAAGUGUCUAAUACCGUAUCUCAACGAUUCGACUGUGAUGGAGCAGCUUCCGGAAACGUUUCUGCACCAGAUCCUGCAUCCAGCCGUCCGGUUGCUUGAAUCCUCCAAGUACACUAUGCCAAGUGGCUUCCUGGCACGAUCUGUACUGGCCCGCAAGCUGCUCGACGCCCUGUACGUAAUUUCGGUACGCAUCGGACGUGAAAUGACACGUGAACAUAUCUGCGUACCGGCGUUGCAGCGCUUCUUCCUAAUCUUCGAUAAAGCUUACGCACGGCACCAGGAACAUUUCUCGCCCGUUGUGGCCGACUCCCAGGGGCAGGUGUCCGAACCACCGUUCGGUAGUUUCACGCCUCCCGGUGCUUUAGGACCGUUGACAACCGGCGAUACACACCACGGCCAGGGUGGAACUCGUGCUAAAGCGAUGGAAGAGAUACGGGACGUUUUUACGCCGAAUCUGGCGUAUUGUACGUUCCUGCCGUUCCUGAACUAUCUCGGCCAGCAGGAGAUGAGCCGAUGCGUGACCAAUUUGCCGCUCAUUUUGAACCUCUGCCACGAGCACGAGCAGAUGGAUUAUGGACGGACUGGGGCGGGUGCAUCAGGGGGCACUUCCGGAUCCACACAGGCUGUGGCAGCGUCCGAGGAGGAACAGCUCGAAUCGCUAAACUGCUCCAACAGCUUUGGAUCCAAUAUCAUCGGUAACCGGAUCGAAUCGUCCGCCACAACCGGGCGACUCGAGCACAAGGACCUCCUCGGUCUAGUCACGUACCGACUCGAUAACGUGAACAGCUCACGGAACCUCCGCGGCAAUUGGCUAGCGUACUGGGAGCAUGAAAUCGGCCGCUCGGAAAAAGACACCCGGUUGAACCUGAAGCAGAUCAAGCUGCAAACGUACACCGGCCACUCGAGCUCGAUCAAGGCGGUGCUGGCGCUGGACAACGAGAACAGCUUCAUCUCGGCUUCGAAGGACAAAACGGUGAAACUGUGGUCGUUGAGAAGCGAAGGGGACGGUUCGAAAGUGUCCUCGUGUCAGUUCACCUACGCGUACCAUCGCAAAUCGGUGCAUUCGCUGGCAUUCCUUGAAGCGCUCCGGUUGACGAUCUCAUGUGAUUCCGGUGUGCAUUUGUGGGACCCAUUCGUCGGGGCUCACAUUGGCCAGUUGGACGUGCCCAAGCACUCGCCCGUGUCCGUGGUGAAAACGUUCCCGUCACCGAAUUGUCUCGUACUAGCUGGAACUGCCGACAGCUCGGUGAAGCUGAUCGAUGCGCGCACGUUUAGCUACUGCCACGAGUGGAAGGUGGCCCUUACACCGGCCGGUACGGUGAGAACGAUUGCCGUUGCACCCGGUGCCAAUUGGGUGGCCGUUGGGCUCACGUCGGGCCACAUCGGUGUGCUGGACGCGAGAACGGGCGGUAUCAUUUCGUCCUGGCGCACCAACGAUAACGAUCUGCUUCAGUUGCUGGCACCGAAUGAUGCCCAACUGAUCAGCUCAGGGCUCGAUCAGAUGAUUGGCGUGUGGAGUCCUCACACUGGCCACCUACAGUUCCACAUGAGAAAUCGUCCCGAACCGGCCCACUGCAUGGUGAACAACGGACCGGAGCUAAUUGUGGGUACACCGACGAACCGAAUCGGUGUGUAUAGUGCGAUUGCACCGGAUUCACCGUACUCGUACACCAAACUUCGCUCGGAAACAUUCCGUGGUGUGCUGACCAGCUUCGCCUUGCUUCCACUCAACCGCAUGAUGCUCGUCGGUGGUGACAAUGGUACCAUCACCCUACUGUGUUAAAAUUUGACCCAAAUAGCUGCUUAUCAGUAGUGAUAUUAUUACCUAUGAAUAUACUGAGGUGUGAUUUUUUUCUUUCUCAUUAGUUUUGUUUGUACGAGUGCCCCCUCUGGAGGGUACGAACAUUUAUGAGUGUGAAUAUCGUUUGUUAGGGAAACGUGUUUGAAGUAGAAGGUAAUAAAAUGACAAACU
This is a messenger RNA of Anopheles nili, 6636 nucleotides long. It is a transcript of the gene Wdr81, whose product is annotated as WD repeat-containing protein 81. Lineage: Eukaryota; Metazoa; Arthropoda; Insecta; Diptera; Culicidae. The record is from RefSeq and is a predicted model, not a curated record. The transcript has 4 exons. The coding region runs from base 1 to 6447 and encodes 2148 amino acids. Gene Ontology annotation, molecular function: phosphatidylinositol 3-kinase regulator activity; protein binding. Gene Ontology annotation, biological process: aggrephagy. Gene Ontology annotation, cellular component: mitochondrion.